AUGAACAAUAUUGUCGUAUUUGGUGGCUCUUCCCAUCCAUCACUAGUCGAAAAGAUAUGUGGGAAUCUGGGGAUCAAGCCCUCGCAGGUCAAACUGGGAAAAUUUUCUAACGGAGAGACAAGCAUCAGCAUCGGUGAAUCGGUACGUGAAAAGGACGUAUACGUCAUUCAAAGUGGAUGUGGGCAUGUCAACGACAACUUCAUCGAGUUGCUAAUUCUUCUAAAUGCUUGCAAAACUGCCUCAGCGUCCCGUGUCACUGCAGUGAUGCCCUACUUCUGCUACUCUCGUCAGCCCGAUAUCCCAUAUACGGCCAAAGGGGCACCUCUAAUUUCUAAGCCCAAAGAAACUUACACUUUUGAGAGCGUACCCGGUACUCCAGUUCCAUCGAUGGCGACGACGCAAAAGCCUAGAGUUCCUUCCGACGGCCCCAUUAGUAGUAGUAACAUCGACAACACGACAACCUCAGAGUCGUCAAAUUUGGAGCACCCUGAACCUGUCAGAUCUUCCGAGGGCGGCGAUUUGCACAAGUCUCCUUCGCAAUCGCGUAUCCCCAUGGUUCCAGAGCGCAAGGAAAACAGCUCUGAGCUGGGAUCUCUUUUUAAUGCUAACAACGCCGGGUACAAACUCUGGGUUGCACAAGCGGGCACUUUAGUGGCCAACUUGCUCACCACAGCUGGUGCGGACCAUGUUAUCACUAUGGAUCUUCACGAUUCGCAAUUUCAGGGUUUUUUCGACAUUCCUGUGGACAAUUUGUACAGCAAGCCUAUUGCCCAUAAUUACAUCCAGUACAACAUUCCAGAAUAUAAGGAAGCCGUGGUAGUUUCUCCCGAUGCUGGUGGUGCAAAGCGUGCAGCAUCGCUUGCGGACUCUUUGGGAAUCUCUUUCGCCCUGAUACACAAAGAGAAAAGAUCACAAUUGCCCAAGGGACCUCCUGACGCCAGUUUAACGUCAGGCGGUGGAGCAGCUGUCUCAGGUAAGCCAUUAAUCGCCUCAGUCUCUUCUUUGGCUUUGAACUCACAAGAAAUGAGAUCUUCAUCGUCAAGUUCCCGGUACGUUCAGACUACGAUGCUAGUUGGUGAUGUUCGAAACAAAACCUGUAUUCUAGUGGAUGAUUUAGUUGACACUUCUUACACCAUUACUCGUGCCGCCAAACUUCUCAAGGACCAGGGCGCAACCAAGGUUUAUGCUUUGAUCACGCACGGUGUCUUUUCUGGAGAUGCUUUGAAUAGAGUCUCGAUGAGCGCAAUUGACAAGAUAAUCGUCACUAACUCAGUUCCUCAACACAAAACCGUCAAAUUUAUGGGGAAGGACAGAGUACAUGUUCUUGAUAUCUCGCAAAUUUUUGGAGAGUCCAUUAGAAGAAUUCAUAACGGUGAAUCGAUCAGCAUGCUUUUCGAACUGGGAUGGUAG
This is a messenger RNA of Lachancea meyersii CBS 8951, 1410 nucleotides long. NCBI's taxonomy places the organism in Eukaryota, Fungi, Ascomycota, Saccharomycetes, Saccharomycetales, Saccharomycetaceae. The record is from the annotation of a GenBank genome assembly.